Messenger RNA from Macadamia integrifolia, 535 nucleotides. Its product is annotated as ran-binding protein 1 homolog c-like. Gene Ontology annotation, molecular function: GTPase activator activity. Gene Ontology annotation, cellular component: nuclear pore; cytoplasm. The record is from RefSeq and is a predicted model, not a curated record. The transcript has 3 exons. NCBI's taxonomy places the organism in Eukaryota, Viridiplantae, Streptophyta, Magnoliopsida, Proteales, Proteaceae. Gene Ontology annotation, biological process: nucleocytoplasmic transport. The annotation marks the transcript as partial.
UAUCCUUCUCGUCUCCAUUAUUCCCAGACGAAACAAAGCAGCACUUAUCCCUCUUUCUCUCGCUUGAUCAACACCGUCUUUCGUGUUGUGCUUUUGUGAUUGACUGCAAUGGCGAGUUCCGAUGCUGAGCGUAGAGAAGAGGAGGGGAACGUUCCAGGAGAGGACGAAGACACCGGAGCUCAGGUCGCCCCAAUUGUUAGACUCGAAGAGGUCGCCGUCACCACUGGCGAAGAAGAAGAAGAUUCCAUCCUUGAUCUGAAAUCGAAGCUCUACCGAUUUGAUAAGGAAGGGAACCAAUGGAAGGAGAGAGGUGCUGGGACAGUGAAGUUUUUGAAACAUAAGGAAUCGGGGAAGGUUCGGUUGGUUAUGCGACAAUCGAAGACUCUGAAGAUCUGUGCUAAUCAUCUAAUUCUGCCGACUAUGUCAGCUCAGGAACAUGCCGGGAACGAUAAGUCUUGUGUAUGGCAUGCCACUGAUUUUGCUGAUGGGGAAUUGAAGGAUGAACUUUUCUGCAUUCGGUUUCCAUCAGUUGAGA